AAAGUAAUUACAUCGAAAGCUUUUUUUUUUGCGGUGCUGAAUUGCAUUUGAUUUGUUUUUGUUAUUAUUGGUGAUAAAUUGUGUAUCUCUAAUCAUGCUGUGCGAACACGGGUUUGGUUUCUCACCUGUAUAUUUAUACGGAUCCAUUCUGAUACAUUCACUACAUAGAGAAACAUGUGUUUGUCUUGUUUACUGAAGAUAAAUUAAUUACUUUGAUGAGAGAUGACUUUAGUUAAAAUUUGGACAGUGUAAAUAAACUGACCUCGUAAAAAACAAAAAUGGGAAGCUAUGGGAUAGGUGGAAAUCUUUCAAGCCUUGUUGUAAUUUUCAACUCAACACCUGAAAUAGUAGCACUAAAUAUGACAAAUGGACUUGGACCGUGUGACGAUGCAACAGAUGAGUAUUCAGGUUUUUAUAAUGUGGCCCAGUUUAUCACGGGUCUCAUUAUUUAUCCAAUAGUAUGCAUUCUGGGUAUUAUUGGAAACACACUGACUUUGAUCGUCUUAAGUCACAAAGACAUGGCGACAUCAACAAAUGUCUACCUUUCAGCUCUAGCUGUUUCGGACACAAUCAAACUCAUCAAUGAUUUCUUUUACUUUAUAAUGGUUGUUCUACAAGAUCAAAAUCUGGACAAGGACAUGAGGCUGAUUUCAAAUUUUUAUCCAUAUGCGCAUUACAUAUUCAACAUGUCAGUUUGUGUGACGGCUUGGCUAACAGUGUCUGUGGCAGUCGAACGUUAUAUUUCGAUAUGCCACAUAACAAAAGCCAAGGAGAUGUGCACUAUAAGUAAGGCAAGAAUAGUGAGCACCGUCGUGUUUCUCACAAUGAUAAUUCUAACUGUUCCGUCUGCUUUACGUUACGAGGCAAUUCAUCAAGUGGACAACAACAAAAAUGUCACGUGUUAUACAGUGCUGCCGAGUGCCCUGGGAAAUAAUUCAGAUUUUAUGGACCCAUACACAUGGGUACAGAACUCCUUAAGAUCUAUUAUACCGUUGAUAGUUCUUAUAUUUCUAAACGCAAGAAUAAUUAAUGAAUUAAGAAAGCAGAGAGUGAAAGGCAAGAAACUUUCUUCUAGGAAUAGAAUAACGCUCAUGCUUAUAGCAAUCAUUAUAUUUUUUACUGUUUGUAUAAUGCCGGAUGCAUUUAUGUCACUGUUCUUCGGCUUUGGUUACGUUGACGAAUCAAAUCUAGUGAAAGGAAUAAGGGAAAUAACAGAUUCUCUGCUAGCAAUCAACUCUGCCUUCAACUUCGUCUUAUAUUGCAGUAUGAGCAAAAUAUUCCGAACAACAUUUUCAAAGAUAUUUCUGACGCGGUGUUUAGCCCCGAAACCGUCUCAAGAAAGACUUUUGAACAACGGCACAUGCAUCGAAAAAGAAGCUAAAUCUGUAAAUCGGAAAGACAGUAGCAGCGGAAGCGGAAAUAACAACAAAGAAACCUUUGUUUGAUGUAGUAAUGAACGGAAUAAGCAUGUGCUCUUGAGUGUAAAUAUUACAUUUGAACUAACAUUGCUCCAACACAAAUUUUAUUUGCGUCAAAUGACUCGAGAUCUUGCAUGAUACCCGUCAAUACGAACAUGUUAUAUAUUAUUCUUCAUUUACUGAUUGCACAAAUUAAUCAAAAUACCGUCAUGCUAAAGAUAAUGUGAUUAAAUAAUAUUUGACGAUCUUUUGUCUCGUGUUUUUCUCAUCUUGUGUAUCAAGGAUCGGAGCAACCAUGUACUGUUUGUACAAUUAUAACGAGAUUUUAGACACGGACUGCCCGGUGAAUUAUGGAUGUGAUAUAUGCCUGUUUGGCCAUGCGAGUGAAACGCAUUAUUCUCAUAGAGAAGUAUACUUGGGUCUAAAACUUGUUGUUAUUAAUUAAAUUUUCACAAUAUUUGUAUUUUUUUUCCUUACAAGAGCAAUAUACAUCUUUAAUGUCGGUCCAACUUUGUGUAUAAAUAUUUGAUUUUUGUCCACAAUCAAAUAAAAACAACAGGAAAAUACGUCUGUAUUAUUAUAUUUGUUGAUCCUUUUCUUCUAGUUAUAUUCAUACAACAGUUUUGUCAGUGAAUUAAUAUAUAAAAAGUAAAGACGUCUAGGGAAAUAAAGUAAUUGGCAAAACUUUUAGGAAUUUUUGGUCCUCAAUGCUCUUCAACUUCGUACUUUAUUUGGCCUUUUUUUUUUUAACUAUUUUUGAUUCGAGCGUCACUGAUGAGUCUUUUGUAGACGAAACGCGCGUCUGGAGCAAGUACAAAAUUUCAAUCCUGGUAUCUAUGAUGAGUUUAUUUAGAUUCCCGAUUAUUAAAAUAAUAUUAUUGUUAGAUUAAAAAACAACCUUUCCGCAAUUUGUAAAACCAGUGUUCAACUUGUUUUAAACUUUUUUUUUAAAAUUUUGCAAUGAUAUGCAACGUUUUUAUUCUGUCAUUCAAAUUAUGUUUUGCAAUUUCUUUCUCACGAGCAAAAUAUAAUAUUUAUGUAAGACUGGUAAAGAAUAUCGAUUGUAAUUACUUCUUCAUACUCAAAUGUUUGUACUUUCAUUUGUAAUAUAUUUCCAUAUAGGGGUGUUACUCCAUUAAAUACAUUUGGAGGAGAAAGUGAAGUUGAGAAUGUACAAUCAUGUUUGAUGAUUUAUAUGUCUGGAAAAUGUAAAUGUACGAUACGAAUUUACUCAUUUGGGUAAAGUCUUUUUGAAGUAAAAGCACUAAACCAUUUUUGAACUUUAUGCUUUCAUCCCUAGACGCAAUAUCUGCAUUCGAAGAAUUUAUAUGUAUUAAUGGAGUGACACCCCUUUCAGCUUUUAAAUGAUUUUAUGUCAACUGAGAUCUAACUUAAGCUUUGUAUUUGUAUUAUUUAGCAGAAACAUGUUUUCCAUUGUGCAUCAGUCCGAAAAUAAAUCAUAUCUACUUACUUUUGUUAUUUCAUACGCAGAUAAGAACUGCUAAACGAAUUCAGGG
Mytilus californianus (California mussel) is the source of this 2935-nucleotide messenger RNA. RefSeq names its product FMRFamide receptor-like. Gene Ontology annotation, molecular function: G protein-coupled receptor activity. Gene Ontology annotation, biological process: G protein-coupled receptor signaling pathway. The transcript has 2 exons. Gene Ontology annotation, cellular component: membrane. Lineage: Eukaryota; Metazoa; Mollusca; Bivalvia; Mytilida; Mytilidae. The record is from RefSeq and is a predicted model, not a curated record. The coding region runs from base 279 to 1445 and encodes 388 amino acids.